Arvicola amphibius (Eurasian water vole) is the source of this 1426-nucleotide messenger RNA. RefSeq names its product ALG2 alpha-1,3/1,6-mannosyltransferase (gene Alg2). The record is from RefSeq and is a predicted model, not a curated record. Lineage: Eukaryota; Metazoa; Chordata; Mammalia; Rodentia; Cricetidae. Gene Ontology annotation, molecular function: alpha-1,3-mannosyltransferase activity; GDP-Man:Man(1)GlcNAc(2)-PP-Dol alpha-1,3-mannosyltransferase activity. The transcript has 2 exons. Bases 60 to 1307 code for a protein of 415 amino acids.
GGGCCAGGGGCGGAGAUUGCCGGAGGUCGCGCGCAGGGAGCAGGCGCGGCUGCUCGGCCAUGGCCGAAAACCUGUGCCGAGCCCGGGCCCGGGUCUACCCUCCGUCCGUACUGUUCCUGCACCCGGACCUGGGCGUGGGCGGUGCCGAGCGGCUAGUGCUGGACGCGGCGCUGGCGCUGCAGGAGUACGGCUGUGACGUGAAGAUAUGGACCGCGCACUACAACCCGAACCACUGCUUCCUGGAGACCCGCGAGCUCCCGGUGCACUGCGCCGGGGACUGGCUGCCCCGCAGCCUGGGCUGGGGCGGCCGCGGCGCCGCCAUCUGCGCCUACGUGCGCAUGGUCUUUUUGGCGCUCUACGUGCUGUUUCUCUCUGGCGAGGAGUUUGACGUGGUCGUGUGCGACCAGGUGUCUGCCUGUAUACCUGUCUUCAAACUGGCCAGACGGCGUAAGAAGGUCCUGUUUUACUGUCACUUCCCAGAUCUACUGCUUACCAAGAGAAAUUCUGCUCUGAAGCGGUUCUACAGGGCCCCCAUUGACUGGAUCGAGGAAUACACCACAGGCAUGGCAGAUCGCAUCUUGGUUAACAGCCAGUACACAGCUUCCGUCUUUAAGGAAACCUUCAAGACCCUGUCUCAUGUAAACCCCGAUGUCCUCUACCCGUCCCUGAACAUCGGCAGCUUUGACUUGGCUGUUCCUGAGAAGAUAGAUGACCUAGUCCCCAAGGGGAAACAGUUCCUGUUCCUCUCAAUCAACCGAUUUGAAAGGAAGAAGAAUCUACCUUUGGCACUGAGCGCCCUAGUCCAGCUUCGUGGACGGUUGACAUCUCAAGACUGGGAGAGGGUUCAUCUGUUCAUGGGUGGUGGUUACGACGAUAGGAUCCUGGAAAAUGUGGAGCACUAUAAGGAGUUAAAGAAAAUAGUCCAGCAGUCAGACCUUGAGCACCACGUGACCUUCCUGCCAUCCUUCUCAGACAGACAGAAGAUCUCGCUCCUCCACGGCUGUUUGUGUGUGCUUUACACCCCAAGCAAUGAGCACUUUGGCAUCGUCCCUCUGGAGGCCAUGUACAUGCAAUGCCCCGUCAUUGCCGUCAACUCGGGGGGGCCCUUGGAGUCUGUGGUCCACAAGGUCACGGGGUUUCUCUGUGAGCCUGACCCAGUGCACUUCUCAGAGGCAAUGGAACAGUUCAUCCACAAGCCGUCCUUGAAAGCCACCAUGGGCCUGGCUGGAAGAGCCAGGGUGGCCGAGAAGUUCUCUGCUGAAGUGUUUGCGGAGCAGCUCUUCCAGUACGUCACCAAACUCGUGUAGCCGGGGCACCGCUAGAGCUCAGGGCCAGUACGUGGCUUGCGCUGCAAUCCUUACGGGUUGUGAAAGCACCUCUGAAACCAAAAAGAAGGAGCUAGAAACUAGUGCUAGUAAGAUCUUUU